This is a messenger RNA of Conger conger (European conger), 1129 nucleotides long. It is a transcript of the gene mdfic, whose product is annotated as MyoD family inhibitor domain containing. The record is from RefSeq and is a predicted model, not a curated record. Lineage: Eukaryota; Metazoa; Chordata; Actinopteri; Anguilliformes; Congridae. The coding region runs from base 398 to 1126 and encodes 242 amino acids. The transcript is spliced from 5 exons.
GCGAGCCUUUUCGGAAUCCGGAAAUGAUGAAAAAUGUUUCAGAGGGAGAAGACAAACUUUGCUUGUGAACUGGCGAACGAGAGAAUGGAGAGUAGGGAGUGAUAUUGAAAGAUUCGCGACGACAGCGGGGUAGCCCCCGGAAUGAAGGAUUUCUGAGGAAAGAAAUCAAUAAUCAAGAGUGAUUUGAUCCCGCAGAAGUAUUAAGAGCUAAUCAACGCAGCCAUAAUGGAGUUCCACUGAGCAAAAGAGAUGGAAAUGACUCAAACUUGAACUACCAGAGGAGUUCUAGCGAUGUUUGAAAGCGUCAGCUCCUGUUUGUCAGUGUCGCAGGGUGAUCCUCGCCCGAGCCUUUUUCCUCUAUCGCGUGUCACGGGUGGCGACUGAAGAGAAGCGGCCCAUGUCCCAGAAGACGGUUUUGUCUCCAGAAGGGCCUGUCGGGCCCGGCAGCGAAACUCCACAGGAGAGAAGCCAGCUCCUUUCAGACUCUCAUGAUGUGUGUGAUAAUCCCCGUGAUUCAUCGCCCCCAGAGGAGGAAGUGGCCGGCGGCCCUGGCGAGUCGCAGUCUGAGGGGCGUGGCUCCGCGCGGGGGGGAAACUCCUCCAACAGCCACCUCGUGAGAACUCAACCUCAGCGGCUUCCUCACCCCACUGCCUCCGUGGAGCCCGGCGGCGGCGACGGGGGUGCGGGCCAGAGCCAAAAUGGCCGCCGCGCGGCUCUGAGCAACGGGGCCGCGCCUGAGCCCCGGAGGCAGUCCUCUUCUACGGUGUCCCACAAGGUCCAGCGCAAGCUGCAGUCCAGCCUGUCUGUGCACAGCGACGGCAGCAGGAGGAGCAAGGGCAGCUCUGGAUCCUCCCACAAACCCGGCUCCUCCCCCGAAGACUGCUGCGUGCACUGCAUCCUGGCGUGCCUGUUCUGCGAGUUCCUGGCGCUGUGCAACAUGGCGGUGUCCCAGGCGUCCUGCGGGGCCUGCAGCCCGGAGGCCUGCUGCUGCUGCUGCGGGGAGGAGCUGGGCGACGACUGCAGCUGCCCCUGCGACCUGGACUGCGGCGUCAUGGACGCGUGCUGCGAGUCCUCCGACUGCCUGGAGAUCUGCAUGGAGUGCUGCGGGAUCUGCUUCCCCACAUAGGGC